Messenger RNA from Naumovozyma castellii, 1044 nucleotides. Its product is annotated as SDR family oxidoreductase. The record is from RefSeq and is a predicted model, not a curated record. The transcript has a single exon. The coding region runs from base 1 to 1044 and encodes 347 amino acids. Lineage: Eukaryota; Fungi; Ascomycota; Saccharomycetes; Saccharomycetales; Saccharomycetaceae.
AUGUCCGCUAAAGCAACAGUAUUCGUCUCAGGUGCCACUGGUUACAUUGCACUCCACGUUGUUGAUAAUCUACUAAAGGAGGGUUACUCAGUGAUCGGUUCCGUAAGGUCACAAGAGAAGGCCGACCACAUCCUAAAAGAAUUCUCUAAUGACUGUAACUUAACCCUGGAGAUCGUCCCAGAUAUUUCAGCUCUAGAUGCCUUUGACGAUGUAUUUAAGCGUCAUGGGAAGGAUAUCAAAGUUGUUAUUCAUACGGCAUCCCCCGUCGUCUUUGAUCCUAAGGAUCUUGAUAAGGAUCUAUUGAUUCCGGCAAUCAAUGGUACCAAAUCAAUUUUGGAAUCCAUAAAGAAAUAUGCUGCUGACACUGUGGAAAACGUCGUUAUUACCUCUUCAUUGGCUGCACAAAGAAAACCAUCAGAGACCAAUGAUAGUACCGUGACGAUUGAUGAAAAUUCAUGGAAUAAUAUAACCAUGGAGGAAGCGCAUGAGUGUGUGCGUAAUGCAUAUAGUGCAUCAAAGGUAUUUGCUGAAAAGGCUGCUUGGGAAUUCCUUAAAAACAAUGCUGAUGUGGUGAAAUUUAAGUUAACUACAGUCAUGCCCGGUUUUGUAUUUGGACCACAAACGUUUGUGGAUAGAUCGAAAUCUAAAUUUAAUCAUACCAUUGAAAUUGUAAGAGCUAUUGCAAAUGCCAAGACUGAGGAUGAACUAUAUCAAUGUUCAGGUACAUAUGUAGAUGUUCGUGACGUAGCAAGAGCUCAUUUAUUGGCUUUUCAGAAGAAAGAAUGUGCCGGAGAAAGAUUAUCAUUAAGCACAAGUAUGUUCUGUACUCAAAGUAUUCUAAAUGUAAUUAAUGAAGAUUUCCCUCAAUUAAAGGGUAAGAUCACAGAGGGAGACCCUGCUUCAGAGAAUGAAACUUUGGAUAAUAUGAUGUCGUUCAACAAUGACAAGACAAAAAAAUUAUUGGGAUUCGAUUUUAUUCCAUUGAGAAAAUCCAUUGAUGAUACUGUUAACCAAUUAUUUGAAUUUGGAGCAAUAAACGUCUGA